AUGCUCCUGCUGCUAUUGGCCCUGCUCUGGAGGAGGGAGGGGGCUGAUGGCCAGAGGUGGUCUGAGAGGAGGGUUCAGCGGGGUUACAGCCUGCAAGUGCGCAGCUCGGUGGCCGUGCAGGAGGGCCUGUGUGUACUAGUGCUCUGCAGCUUCUCGCCCCGCCAGGACCAGGGGUCUGACUUUACCCCAGCUCUCGGCUACUGGUUCCGGGAAGGGGCCAAUGUACACCAGGAUGCUCCAGUGGCCACAAACAGCCCAGGUCGAAAAGUGCAGGAGGAGACCCAGGGCCGAUUCCACCUCCUCGGGGACCCCCGGGACUACAACUGCUCCCUGGACAUCAGAGAUGCACAGAGAAGGGACUCGGGGACAUACUUCUUUAGGGUGGAGAGAGGGUCUUCUAUGAAAUAUAGUUACCUACAGAACCAGCUCUCCGUGCGUGUGACGGCCUUGACCCACACACCUGACAUCCUCAUCCUGGGGACCCUGGAGUCUGGCCGCCCCGGGAACCUGACCUGCUCUGUGCCCUGGGCCUGUGAGCGGGGCACGCCCCCCAUCUUCUCCUGGACGUCAGCGGCCCUCACCUCCCUGGACCCCAGGACCCACCUCUCCUCGGUGCUCACCCUCAUCCCACGGCCCCAGGACCAUGGCAUGCCCCUCACCUGUCAAGUGACCUUGCCUGGGGCCAGAGUGACCACGAUGAGGACCAUCCACCUCAAUGUGUCCUACUCUCCGCAGAACUUGACAGUAACUGUCUCCCAAGGAAAUGGCACAGCACCCACAGCCCUGGAGAACGGCUCAUCUCUUUCAGUCCUGGAGGACCAGUCCCUGCUCCUGGUCUGUGUUGUCAAUAGCAACCCCCCUGCCAGGCUGAGCUGGGCCCGGGGGAGCCUGACCCUGUGCUCCUCAAAUCCCUUGAACCCUGGGGUGUUGGAGCUGCCUCAAGUACAGGAGAAAGAUGAAGGGGAAUUCACCUGCCGAGCUCAGAACCUGGUGGGCUCCCAGCAUGUCUCCCUGAGGCUCUCCCUGCAGAGUGAGUGCACCUGAAAAGCAUGGUCUUUUUCAGAGAGGAUGCUGGGGGCAGCUGGGGGAGCAGGUGUUAUGGCUCUGCUCUUCCUGUUUCUCUCCAUCAUCAUCAUCACAGUGAGGUCCUGCAGGAAGAAAGCCACAAGGCCAGCAGUUGGCAUCAGGAAUAUGGGCAUGGAAGGUGCAAGUGUUGUCACAAGGUCAGUCUCUCAGGGUCCCCUGAUUGAAUCCUGGGCAAGCAGCCUUCCCCCAGAUGUAGCUACCCCCUCCUCAGGGGAGGAAGAAGAGCUCCAUUAUGCAUCCCUCAGCUUUCAUGGGACAGAGCCUUGGGGCUGGCAGGAACAGGUGGCUCCUGGUAUCGAGUACUCGGAGAUCAGGAUUCACAAGUGA
Molecule: messenger RNA, 1413 nt
Organism: Neomonachus schauinslandi (Hawaiian monk seal)
Lineage: Eukaryota; Metazoa; Chordata; Mammalia; Carnivora; Phocidae
Product: sialic acid-binding Ig-like lectin 8
Exons: 7
Biological process (GO): cell adhesion
Cellular component (GO): plasma membrane
Molecular function (GO): sialic acid binding
Source: RefSeq, a predicted model, not a curated record